This is a messenger RNA of Dromaius novaehollandiae (emu), 9528 nucleotides long. RefSeq names its product G protein-coupled receptor kinase 3 (gene GRK3). The transcript is spliced from 22 exons. The record is from RefSeq and is a predicted model, not a curated record. Gene Ontology annotation, biological process: G protein-coupled receptor signaling pathway; protein phosphorylation; desensitization of G protein-coupled receptor signaling pathway. Gene Ontology annotation, molecular function: G protein-coupled receptor kinase activity; ATP binding; G protein-coupled receptor binding. The coding region runs from base 160 to 2262 and encodes 700 amino acids. NCBI's taxonomy places the organism in Eukaryota, Metazoa, Chordata, Aves, Casuariiformes, Dromaiidae.
AGCCGGCGCCGCGCGCAGCCGCGCCGGGCGGCAGGCGACGGAGCGGGGAGGGGGGGGGGAGCCGCCCGCCGCGCUCGCCGCCGCCAACCCCCCGCGCUCGGGGGCGGCUGCCCCCGGCCGAGCCUCCAUCUGCAGCCCGGCGGCGGCGGCAGCGGGAACAUGGCGGACCUGGAGGCGGUGCUGGCCGAUGUCAGCUACCUGAUGGCGAUGGAGAAGAGCAAGAGCACCCCGGCGGCCCGGGCCAGCAAGAAGAUCACCCUGCCCGAGCCCAGUAUCCGCAGUGUUAUGCAGAAAUAUCUUGAGGAAAGGGGUGAAUUAACCUUUGACAAGAUUUUCCAUCAGAAAAUCGGAUUUUUGCUUUUUAAAGACUAUUGCAUGAAUGAAAUCGAUGAAGCUGUCCCUCAACUGAAGUUUUACGAAGAGAUAAAAGAAUAUGAGAAACUGGAUUCUGAGGAUGAGCGUCUCACCAGAAGUCGGCAGAUUUAUGACACAUAUAUAAUGAAAGAACUCCUGUCAUGUUCACAUCCUUUCUCGAAACAAGCUGUAGAUCAUGUGCAAAUGUAUUUAGCCAAGAAACAAGUGCCAGCCAGCCUUUUUCAGCCAUAUAUAGAAGAAAUUUGUGAUAGUCUCCGAGGAAAAAUAUUUCAAAAAUUUAUGGAAAGUGACAAGUUUACUAGAUUUUGUCAAUGGAAAAACGUAGAACUAAAUAUUCAUCUGACCAUGAAUGAUUUUAGUGUACAUAGAAUAAUUGGAAGAGGGGGAUUUGGUGAAGUGUAUGGCUGCAGAAAAGCAGACACUGGAAAAAUGUAUGCAAUGAAAUGUUUAGAUAAGAAGAGAAUCAAGAUGAAGCAAGGAGAAACAUUAGCCUUAAAUGAAAGAAUUAUGCUGUCUCUUGUCAGUACAGGAGACUGUCCUUUUAUAGUGUGUAUGACCUAUGCCUUCCACACCCCUGACAAACUCUGCUUCAUUCUGGACCUGAUGAAUGGAGGAGAUUUGCACUACCACCUCUCCCAGCAUGGAGUGUUUUCUGAAAAAGAAAUGAGGUUUUAUGCUACUGAAAUCAUCCUGGGCUUGGAACACAUGCACAAUCGCUUUGUUGUGUACAGAGACUUAAAGCCUGCAAAUAUCCUGUUGGAUGAACAUGGGCAUGUAAGAAUAUCAGAUCUUGGACUGGCCUGUGAUUUUUCCAAAAAGAAGCCACAUGCUAGUGUAGGUACCCACGGAUACAUGGCUCCGGAGGUGCUCCAGAAGGGAACGGCGUACGACAGCAGUGCCGACUGGUUCUCCCUGGGCUGCAUGCUUUUCAAGCUGCUGAGAGGUCACAGUCCUUUCAGACAGCACAAAACCAAAGAUAAGCAUGAGAUCGACCGGAUGACACUCACCGUGAAUGUGGAGUUACCAGAUUCGUUUUCUCCUGAAUUAAAGUCCCUUUUGGAAGGGCUUCUGCAGCGGGAUGUUAGCAAGAGACUUGGCUGCCAAGGGAGAAGUGCACAAGAAGUAAAAGAGCAUCCUUUCUUCAAAGGGAUCGAUUGGCAGCAAGUCUAUUUGCAGAAGUAUCCUCCACCACUGAUUCCUCCCCGGGGAGAAGUAAAUGCAGCAGAUGCUUUUGAUAUUGGAUCCUUUGAUGAAGAGGACACUAAAGGCAUUAAGUUGCUCGAUAGUGACCAGGAAUUAUAUAAGAACUUUCCUCUGGUAAUAUCGGAGCGCUGGCAGCAAGAAGUAGCAGAAACAGUUUAUGACGCAGUGAAUGCAGACACAGAUAAAAUUGAGGCGAGAAAAAGGGCUAAAAAUAAGCAGCUUGGCCAUGAGGAAGAUUAUGCACUUGGGAAGGACUGCAUUAUGCAUGGAUACAUGCUGAAAUUGGGGAAUCCGUUCCUGACUCAGUGGCAGCGUCGUUACUUCUACCUCUUCCCAAACCGACUUGAAUGGCGAGGAGAAGGAGAGUCACGGGACUUCUGGACUAUUUAUACAAAAAAACAUAAACUGCAAAAUCUACUGACAAUGGAACAGAUAGUAUCUGUUGAAGAAACACAAAUUAAAGAUAAGAAAUGCAUCUUACUGAGAAUUAAAGGAGGAAAACAGUUUGUCCUGCAGUGUGAGAGUGACCCAGAGUUUGUUCAGUGGAAAAAAGAGCUGACAGAAGCUUUCACUGAGGCACAGAGGUUGCUGCGUCGGGCUCCGAAGUUCCUCAAUAAAUCUCGCUCAACAGUUGUAGAGCUCUCCAAACCACCCCUCAGCCACAGGAAUAGCAAUGGUUUGUAGAAGAAAUAGAGAACAAAGUUCAUGUAGGGAAAGCUACUUUGCGAACAUGUCACGUUCCACAGAAUCAUUAUUAAUGAAUUACUUUGUACAGUCCUGGAAGCAGGACGUACUUAGGAGAAGAAGAAUUAGAUGUUUACAGCAUGGGAUAAUGUCAGAACUGGGAACCUGGCGGCUGUGAAGACGGAAACGAUGGCAAGUGAGUUCGUACUCCGACAGUGGUGGGAGUUCCCGGACGUGGAGGCUGCCUGUUGCUCCCAUGCAUUCCCGCACCCCGGCGGUGUUGAAAAAUGGUCCGUUACUCUAGAACUACUGAUGGAAGGAAGAUACUGUUUUCUCUGCAAUACCUUUGUUUGGUUUAUACCAAACCUGGAAACUGAAAUGGUUACUGCUGGCUAGGAUUUACACUUCUGCCUGAUAGCGACAAAUCCCUCAACUCUGGAAGGAGCUGCAGACUUGCCGUGUUGGAGAACACUUGAUCUGUCGUGUUGCCAUGUUCUUUCCGACCAUUACUGCUGACUUUGCUAUAACCUUUCUCCAUACUGCUGAUAAUCAACAGUGUGACUCUUAUGCACUUCGAAGUACUGAAUUCUAACUGUCCUGUGGUUUAAAUGUUAUUGCUACUUCAUGGAAACAUUGAAGUCAAAUUAUUCACUUGGUUUGUUGUACUCACUAAUAGUAGCUACCACCGUUUUGCUUCUCCUACGUAUACGCAGUACUAUAACUGACACAAUAGAGUAAUAAUUGGUGAAGAGGAAUUUAUGGUAGCUUCAUCUAGUGCUCUGUUGUAUACAUUGACUAUUUUAGCACAGUUUUUAAAGAGCAGAUUCCUUUUGACAAGUUUACAGUGAAUAUAAAGACAGUUCUUUUCCAUUUCAGGUCAACUGCACUUUUUAAAAAUUAAAAAGAAGUUGUUCAAAUCCAGUGCAUUCUAGUGCAUGUACAUGGGUUAAAAUGUAUGGGUACCUUGGUACGUAUUCUGGAUCACCCUUCAGUUACGGGACUUGUGGAUCCUUCUCUGUUUUACACAAAAACAUAAGCAAGUGUGUUCUCAUAGCAUAAAUAUCCCUGACUUUCAUGGUAGCCAAGCUCAGAAGAGUCACGUGUACAUCAUAGGGGUCGGCUUGCAGAAGGAUUUUUAAUUUUCUUUUCUAGAAAAUUCAAAAUGUCCACACUGAAAACAGCUGGAGAGUACUGAGAAUGGAGCUGACAGAAUGAGUUGAUGAAAUGCCAGAGCUAUAUUAAUUUUACUGAAGACAUCAGUCAUGUCAGAUGGAAACUGUUAUUUUGCAAAAGUAAAGAUAUAAUCUCUGUUAGACAACUUUAAGCAUGUCAAGUCAGCCUUUCCCUGGUUGUUAUGAUUUUUAUGAGAGAGAGAGAAGUCAGGGCUGAGUUUAAGCGUUCUUGUGAUUCUGUAAACACCUUAAGAACAUUUUCUGCCCAAUUACAGUGGUACAACUCGCACAGUCCCUCAAUAUAGUGGGAAUUGUGUCUCUGUAAAUGGGAGAAGAAGUUACACCAACAGCCUGCUCUGUUUGCCUCUUGUGCACGGUUCGUGUCCAGCUUGUGUUGCUAGCAGAUCACCAGAGAGUUUCCGACCUGUUUCCUUCAAAAUAUAAAUUGGCAAAAACACAGGAUUUAUUUCAGAAGUAUUUGCUUAUCCUGAACACACUUGUGAUAAAAUCAGAUGUAUUUGCUUCUGAAAGUGGGAGUGGCAAAACUCUUUGCAUAGCAUGUGCUUUGACAGCUGUGCAAACUCUUUGUUAUAAUCUGGCAUAGCAUACAAGGAAAAAUGCAUAUUAAAAAAUACCUCGUGUCUGUCAGAUAAUAUUUUUAAUGAUAUUCCCCAUUUAUUUUUUUAAUUACUAUAUAAAAAGAGUACCAAGCUAUGAGUCCUUCUCACUGGUAAGUGAUGUUUAGUGUCUGAGCAUCCUCUGUAAGGAGUAGUUGUGGUAUUUACUGAAGUCUGGAAUAGAAAAUGUCUCAUUUUAUUGGCACUGACUGUGUAUUGGAUAUUUUAGAGUUUUUUUCUACAGUACCAUGCAAUGCUCUUAUUUUUCACGUUGAUUUGAAAAGAAAACUCAGAUUAUGAUAAAAUCCACUCUUAGUUCUCAUGUAACUUAUUAUUUUGCUCAUGUUUUCCAAGUUCACUAUCUACUCCAUAUUUCUCUUUUAAUUAUUUUCCGUAGCUGCUUUUUAUGGUAAAAUCGUUUGGGAGCGGUUGCUGGUUUCCGACACAAUGUACCGUAGAUUCUGGGUUGCUGCUAUCCGUGAGUAGGGGAGAGAUGUUCUCUGUUGAGAAACUGCCUCAAAAACACAGAUUUUUCUAUGAAACCAAGGCUGUGUAUUGACUUGCAGAAGUAUGUUGGUUUCGAGGUGUAAUGGCGUUGGGGUGGCCCUGGAACACGUUCAUUACUUUGUCCUUUAUUGCCUCAUUUGUGUAAGUAGCGAUUCGAAACUCUGGCAGCGAAGCUGUGCCGUCGGUCAGCUCUCUGCGGGCAAGUGUCAGGUGGCAGCGGACUAGUGAAGGAAAUGUAGCGUCUGUUUCUCUUUAAGUCUGACUUAAGACAAUUUAUAAAAAGCUUCAUGUUUAUGACACACGCACAACUGUGCUUUUGUGAGUGAGAGAAGGGUUACCCUAGCAAAAACCUCAGGUGCACGUUGGUAAGAUUACUCUCCCAGUAACAAGUGGAUUUCUGUGUGGAAAGAAUUGGAUCUUCUGAUGUAGAGAGAGCUUUGAAAUUCAGCCACUCAAAACAGAAGAUUUGAUAGAUAACUGCUUUUAACUGCUAAUUCCUAUUUUAGAUACCAAAUUCUCUAAAGUUCCCUCCCCCCGGACAAACUUUACUUUGCUUGAUGGUCAUGAGCGUUACAGUUUAUGUAUUUUAACCACACUCGUGUUCUGUGUUUUUGUUAGACUUUCAGGAAGGUAAAAACAAAAGAAAUUAGAGCUUCAAACAGUUUUUUAAACAAGUUAAUCUGAAAGUCUUUUUUAAAUUUUCAGCUGUAAUGAAGAUUGCACGUAGGGAGAUUGUCUCUUAUAUUUUGAAAUAUAAGAAAGACAUUCUAGAUGGGGUCGUUUAAACGCUCCUCUGACAUAACCCAUGUUCCUUCAGAGUUGCAGGGAUGAUUUUCUCACCGUUCUUCGUCUCUAACGUUACGGCUGAUAAACGUGGUAAGACCAGAUUUGAGAGUGUAAGUUCGUGAAUUACAUGAUCGUAAUAAGAUGUGUGAUUUUGGGAGGAUCUGGACUUACAGGGCUUCGCAGUGACUUUUAGAAGAGUUGCAGCUCCGUUCUGUGUGCUUUUCCUUCUUUUUCCCACCGUGAGGUCAGCAGCAUUUUUGAGACGCGGGAGUUACUGUAGGUUAGUGCCACACUUCAAGACAGGGACACAGCAAAAUCUCACCAAAAUCAGCGAGACUUUUCUGCAUUGAAAUGCAAGUGCAGAAAAGGCAAAGCCCCAGUUAUCCAUACUGCGGCAAAGCUGUGGUUGCGGCACCGUCCCGGGUUGGGGUGCGCGUGGUUCCCUGGCACUGCGAGGGGGCUGCGACGUCCCCCCGCUGCAGGAGGAAAUUAGGCACGCUUUAUUAUUUAAAUUCAGUCAGUACUUUUGUUGCAAAUCUGCGAAACUGUUAAAGGAACAUUUGUUAAUGUUUCUUCAAAUCCUUCCUCUAAUUCAGUUUUCUGAAUUGAAAGGCUGCUUCAUACGAGCGUGCUCUGCCUUUAUGUCACUGUCCCUGGUCCAGUAAGAUUAAAGGCUGCGGUUUCAUACGUUUCUUCUCAUAAUACUGCCUUGAGACAAGUCCUGUUGUUGUAAAUACAGGAGUUGAUGCCACUUUCUUUGACAUUUCUGGUAUUACACCCCCCUGUUAGACCUCAAAACCCGGCUGUGAGCAUGCUGACCGCAGGUGGGUGGUGCAUGGGGAGGUCUGGCGCGUACGGACGCUGCUGUGCCCUCCUGUGCGAGCACGGCCCCACGCGCAGAUCCAUGCAGUAUACCUCAACUGAGUCAGGGUCAAAUUUUCUUGAAUUUCAACAGCUCUCCUUUAGAGAAGUGGCAGAAGUUUUGCUUCUCUUGCUUUUACUGGAAAAAAAAAAAAAAAAAAGCAAAUAGGGUCAUCAGAUUGGUUUUCAAUAUAAAUGCAGGUGUUUGCAGUCCAGUGAGUAGAUAAUAGGAAAUAUUGUGUAUUUGGUGCUAAAAAAUGUUUUACCUAAGUUGUGAUCCUGUGAAAAUGGAUGCUGUUGCUGCCCAAAAGAACUGCUUCGGGUGUUGAUCCUGUGCUGCUGGAGUCAACGGGAGCGUUGCCAUCAACCCGAGCAAAAGCAGGAUCAAGCCCUGUGUGCAUACGAUUACUCAUGUACUGAUGUUUUUUAGGUUUACAGUCUCGGAUGAUAGAAAAUUUGCUCAUGAGAAGUGAAAUACCUGGAGCUCUGAGUGUGUUGCUCUUUUCCUGGCAGCUGGUCAGUUUGAGUACUAAAUUCUUCAAUUCUUCUAGUUACAUAUUUACAUACUGUAGAUGUUCACAGAUCACGUACUUAUUUUACUGUUCCCCACACAGCAGAUGUCAGUGACGCAGUUACUCUUAACUAUGAAAUGUUCACACUCUAAAUAUAUAUGGAGGAAGGACUAUUUUGAACUGUACAGUAGAAAGUAAAUACUACUAGUUGUGUUGAUUAAUAUAAGAAAUGAGUCAAUUCUACAAAUUAAAAAAAAUCUGAAAAACAUAUUUUGAAAAAGCAUAGUAUUAAUUUUAAUAUUGUAAAAAAAUGGAAAAAUAGCUAAAAUAUACAGAGAACAUAUGUAUAUCCAAACGUCUGAGGAAUUUCAAGAUGAUCUACUUCUGUUUUCUGUUCAUUUCUAUUCCAUGGUGUACAUAUUGUGUGGACUGAACAUUGGCUGUUUUAAUACUAUUGUCAAAUUGUAUUUUUAUUUUGUGUUAAACUAAUCAUCACAGACUCAGCUUUAUUUUGUUUAUGUAAAGGUUGCUAUGCUAUGUAGGUAUAAAACCAAGAAUUCUAUUUUAACAAAAAAAAAAACAUUUUAUAUUAUUUAUUAAAUACAUGUUUCUCCAACUUCUGACAUUCCAUAGAAUUUCUGCUCCUUAUAUGUAUAGCUUGUGUGAAGUGGCAGUUCCUUUCAAAUAGGAUCAGUCAGCUUUAUUCUGUUUUUCAUAAUAAAGUCGAACUAAUUUCAGUCAGUCUGUCCAGUUUACCAUUUUAUUAUAAGCACAUUGAGUUUAACGCAUUAAGACCAUCUCUAAGUGCAAUGGCUUAUGAAUGCAGAAGCAUCUAAGAAGUUAUUGCAAGUCAAACCCCCUGUUUGGCUGGUGCUUCUGAAUUUCCCCUUUAUUCCGCAGCGUUCCAGCGAACGAGGUUUUAUUAACCAGGAGACGGUCUCCGAGCCUGUGCUGCGUUGAACGGGCAGCAAUGACCUUAAAUUGGGGCAAGGAAGAGUCAGCUCAGGUAUUUGAAAAAGAGCUCUUUAGUUGCAAGGAUAAGGAGAUGGUGGAACAGAUUUGCCUCGGGAUGUUGCAGAGUUCCCAGCACCGGCGCAGAGCAGGUGAACCUCAGUUUGGAGCAGUUUAGGGAAAGCUCGUCCCGCUCCAGGGCAGGGCCUCGGGCUAGCUGGCGCCUAGCACGGGUGAGCGCAAGCCUGCAUUUCCACUGGAAAUGAUCCUUGACGUUUCAGACUGAUUAUUUUUCAUUAAAAAAAGAUGAAUAGUCCCUAAAAUGGCUUGUGAAGACAGGAGACGUGUCCCGCAGGGACCCUCUGGGAUCAUCUCGGCUGACUUUAGAUGUCGGGCAGCCGGCGGGACGGCGCUCGUCCCGCUCCUUCGCCCGCGGUUAAGGAGGGGAAGAGGCACCUCCACCCCCUCGGGCAGCGAUUCCUGCCCGAACGCGGGUGUCCCAAAUGUCUCUUCCUCUAAACUAGCCAGAUCCUUGGAAAGGGUGUCACGAGCCGGUCGUGCCCUGGGAAUAGCAUGCCGGCGGGGCGAGCGGUUUCGCCCACCGCCGUCCUCCCGGGAGCGGGGCUGCGGCGCCCGGAGCUCCUCCGUGCUCAGCACCCGCUUGGCCUCUGCCCCCAAACGCCUUCGCUGGCUGCCGCCGGGCAGCUCGGGAGCUGACACAGAGACCUCCUGCCCCAGCGAAGUACAAAAAUAGCACUAAAUUCACCAGAUAACUCAUCUGCUAAAAAUAAUUCCAGCGCUAAUGACGGCCUCUGCAGUCGGAGGAAUGCAUCAAAGCGCUGAAGGAGGCUCCGAGCCUCCCGGGACUCGCGGGGGACGCCUGUGCCGUGCCAUGCUGCGGAGCAGCCCCGCCGGAGGACGGCGGCUGGCUUUUCCCGUUACCAUUUUCCAUAUUCCCGUUCUUAUGCUUGCCUCGCUGUAUUUUAUUUCCGUGGUGGAAACCGGAGCGGUAGCGUUGAACCCUUCCGCCCGAGAGCAGCUAGAGAGAGGCAGCGGGGAGGACGAUGCCGAUGCUGUGAGCGGGCAGCGAGUCCCCAGUGCAAAUCUGCUGCGACUUGGGCAGUGCCAAUUCCAGUGUUGCCAAACCAACUUCUCUUACGCGUCUGGGGGCCAAAACGCAGCAAGCGGGUUUUACGCCUAGACUUAGGGUUUGCUCAGCUCGCGGGCCGCCUUGCUGGGCGGGGGCAGGCGCAGGCGGCAGCUCGCGGGGCCGGGUCCGGCGCGGCCGGGGCUCCCUGCUCUGCCGGCACCUCCCCGUGCAGCAACGGGAGAGGCCAACCAGCAGCUCAGAGCGGGACGAACUAAAAAUGAGUCUGAAAAACAGAAUAAAGUAAGAAUAUCCUAGGAGAGGCAUUUUUAUGAGCACUGUUUUAGUGACUAAAUACGGUCCUUCAAAAACAACAAAAAAAGAGGAGCAGAUUCACAUGAAUAGCUACUAGUGAUUUUAAAAAUAUAUAUAUUGAAAGAGAACCUGUUUUCAAUGUGUAAUUUAAUGGUAAGAAAAGCCAGUAUCUGUAAAUAGAUAUUGUAUCUAUGAGAAUCACUAUUUGUUUUAUGUACUUUGCUCUUUUCAUAUUUAUUGCGCCGAGGAGGGGCUGUUCCUGCCGAUCGCUGCGCCCGCACGCCGGAGGCAGCGCGUGGCAGAGCCUGUGCUCGGUUUGCAGUCCUCAGCAGUCUGUGACGUGCCGCCCUCAGUUACUUAUUUUUUUAAAGAACUCUUUUGGAAGAGCUAAGCUGCUUCUGUGUGUUGGUCAACUGCUCUCGUACAAAGAGAAUCCCAAUAAAGUCGUUUGCGUGUGC